Capsella rubella is the source of this 1519-nucleotide messenger RNA. RefSeq names its product formamidase. Lineage: Eukaryota; Viridiplantae; Streptophyta; Magnoliopsida; Brassicales; Brassicaceae. Gene Ontology annotation, molecular function: hydrolase activity, acting on carbon-nitrogen (but not peptide) bonds, in linear amides. The transcript is spliced from 7 exons. The coding region runs from base 25 to 1386 and encodes 453 amino acids. The record is from RefSeq and is a predicted model, not a curated record.
CUGCAUAUUGAGUUUUGAUGUUUGAUGGCUCCGCCGAGUCCAAGAGUAGUGGUGAAUGUGGAUUUGAAUAAGAAACCAUGGCAGCAGAAUAAGCCACUUCAUAAUAGAUGGCAUCCUGAGAUACCACCAGUAGCAGAGGUCAAGGCUGGCGAGUUCUUUAGGGUGGAAAUGGUUGACUGGACGGGAGGUGCAGUGAAAGAUGAUGAUUCUGCUGGCGAUAUUAAGAGCAUAGACCUUUCUACUGUUCAUUACCUGAGUGGGCCAAUCAACGUUGUAGAUGAGGAUGGUGUUGCAGCCAAGCCCGGUGAUCUUCUUGCCGUUGAGAUAUGCAACUUGGGUCCUCUUCCAGGAGAUGAAUGGGGCUUCACUGGUUCGUUUGAUAGAGAGAAUGGCGGUGGGUUCUUGACUGACCAUUUCCCUUGUGCAACCAAAGCUAUUUGGUACUUUGAAGGGAUUUAUGCCUACUCUCCUCAAAUUCCUGGAGUACGAUUUCCGGGUUUGACACACCCAGGAAUCAUUGGCACUGCACCAUCAAAAGAACUCCUGAGAAUUUGGAAUGAAAGGGAAAGACAAUUAGAAGAAAGUGGUCCCAAAUCCCUAACAUUAUGCGAGGUUGUGCAUCAGCGGCCACUGGCAAACCUACCAACAAGUACAGGAUGCCUCCUCGGAAAUAUUGAAGAGGGAACACUAGAAUGGGAAAGAAUUUCCAAGGAGGCUGCAAGGACAAUACCGGGAAGAGAAAAUGGAGGAAACUGUGACAUAAAGAACUUAAGCAGAGGCUCUAAAAUAUAUCUUCCAGUGUUUGUAGAAGGGGCUAAUCUAAGCACAGGUGACAUGCAUUUCUCACAAGGUGAUGGUGAGAUCUCAUUCUGCGGAGCCAUUGAGAUGAGUGGAUUUCUAGAACUUAAGUGUGAAAUUAUAAGAAACGGGAUGCAGGAAUACCUUACUCCAAUGGGACCGACCCCUCUCCAUGUAAACCCAAUCUUUGAGAUAGGGCCAGUGGAACCGAGAUUCUCAGAGUGGCUGGUGUUUGAGGGUAUCAGUGUCGAUGAGAGCGGGAAACAACAUUACCUUGAUGCAACUGUAGCUUACAAACGAGCAAUUCUCAACGCUAUAGACUAUCUCUUCAAAUUUGGUUACUCAAAAGAACAGGUAUACCUCUUACUCUCAUGCUGUCCGUGCGAAGGAAGAAUAUCUGGGAUAGUCGAUUCUCCAAAUGCAGUUGCUACGCUUGCAAUACCAACUGCCAUCUUUGAUCAGGAUAUUCGGCCAAAGACCCGAAAGGUUCCAGCAGGACCUCGCAUUGUGAGGAAACCAGAUGUCCUGAAGAGCACAUAUGAUGGAAAAAUUCCAAUUACAAAGAAUCCAAGUUCUUCUUCAUCUUAGCUAGUACAAAAGAAAUUAGAUAUAGAAACUAAAUCAUAGUCUGUAUAAUCAAGCAUAUGCUUGAUAUUUAUUAUAAAAACUACAUUAUGUAUUUAUUAUUAAAACACUGGUAUGUUAUGGCCUACCUAAAACA